This is a messenger RNA of Bubalus bubalis (water buffalo), 1193 nucleotides long. RefSeq names its product hydroxysteroid 17-beta dehydrogenase 14 (gene HSD17B14). The record is from RefSeq and is a predicted model, not a curated record. The transcript has 10 exons. Bases 185 to 997 code for a protein of 270 amino acids. Gene Ontology annotation, biological process: steroid catabolic process. Lineage: Eukaryota; Metazoa; Chordata; Mammalia; Artiodactyla; Bovidae. Gene Ontology annotation, molecular function: estradiol 17-beta-dehydrogenase [NAD(P)+] activity. Gene Ontology annotation, cellular component: cytosol.
UUAAAACUUUGAACUUUUUAGUCAAUAACUUUUUGUCUGUUUGAGGUUGUGACCCUGGUGUCUCUGAGUGGGUGUAGAGCUGGGGUCGUGGAUUUCUGGGUCGCAAAGGAGGAGGGGACCGGGACCUUGGACUUGUGGAUAGAAGCCCGGAGUGACUGACAGAGGAGAGGCGGUGUCUGGCGGAAUGGCAAUGGGAACGCGCUAUGCUGGGAAGGUGGUCAUCGUGACCGGCGGCGGCCGCGGCAUAGGAGCCGGGAUCGUUCGAGCUUUCGUGGAAAGUGGUGCACAAGUGGUUAUCUGUGACAAAGAUGAGGCCAGGGGCAGGGCGGUGGAGCGAGAGCUUCCUGGCACUGUCUUUCUGCUCUGUGACGUGACUCGGGAGGAAGAUGUGAGGACCCUCGUUUCUGAGACCAUCCGCCGUUUUGGCCGCCUGGAUUGCAUAGUCAACAACGCUGGCUACCACCCACCUCCACAGUGGCCGGAGGAGACCUCUGCCCAGGGCUUUCGCCAGCUGCUGGAGCUGAACCUGCUGGGGACGUACACCCUGACCAAGCUCGCCCUCCCUCACCUGCGCAAGAGCCGGGGAAAUGUCAUCAACAUCUCCAGCCUGGUCGGGGCAAUUGGCCAGUCCCAAGCCGUUCCCUACGUGGCCACCAAGGGGGCAGUGACAGCAAUGACCAAAGCCUUGGCCCUGGAUGAGAGUCAGUAUGGCGUCCGUGUCAACUGCAUCUCCCCUGGAAACAUCUGGACCCCUCUGUGGGAAGAGCUGGCGGCCUCAACACCUGACCCCACUGCUACAAUCCGAGAGGGCACUCUGGCCCAGCCCCUGGGCCGCAUGGGCCAGCCAGCUGAGGUGGCGGCUGCUGCUGUGUUCUUGGCCUCCGAAGCCACCUUCUGCACGGGGACUGAGCUGCUCGUGACCGGGGGUGCGGAGCUGGGGUAUGGGCGCAAGGCAGGCCAGGCCGCCCCGGUGGAGGCCCCCACCGCCCCUUCCUGAUCUCCCACAUUUCCACCUGGGCCUCCCUGAUGAGGGUUCUCCCACCCCAAACUCUGUCUCCCAAAUUCCAGUUUCCACCCUCUGCCUCUCUGGUGCAGCACUCCACCCACCCCAGCCCUGACUGUAGACAUUCAGACCACUCACCAAUGUGCCAAACCACCCCACAGUUUCCCAUAAAAGCACUUUGCAACCAGGA